Didymosphaeria variabile is the source of this 1752-nucleotide messenger RNA. RefSeq lists its product as uncharacterized. The transcript has 6 exons. NCBI's taxonomy places the organism in Eukaryota, Fungi, Ascomycota, Dothideomycetes, Pleosporales, Didymosphaeriaceae. Gene Ontology annotation, biological process: transmembrane transport. Bases 1 to 1752 code for a protein of 583 amino acids. The record is from RefSeq and is a predicted model, not a curated record. Gene Ontology annotation, molecular function: transmembrane transporter activity.
AUGGAUCCGAAAAGCGAUGUCACCAACGUCGAAGAUACAACUUCACAUCCCCCCAAGCCCCAUAAUGUGAACGCGCAUGUGGUUCCCAUGCAGCAAGAGGCACAACAGGACCUCAUCCACAUUGAUCUCACUUGGCGAUCAUGGGUGGUGGUUUUCGUGAGCUGCUUCGCCAUUAUGGCACAAGUUUAUGUUGUUGUGGCAGCUGGAAGUGUGAUAGCCUUCAUAGUUCGCGACUUAGGCCAGCCUGCUAUAUCGGGUUGGAUUAUCCAGGGCCCACUGCUGAUGCAAACUGUGCUCUCCCCGCUCGUCGGCCGACUAUCUGAUGUUCUUGACCGUAAACUGUUCGCAUCCAUUCCACCGCUUAUCGCAGUCGUAGGAAGUAUCAUCUGCGCCAAAGCUACGUCUAUGGACAUGUUAAUUGGCGGUGGCAUCCUCGUAGGCAUCACGCUAGCCACGAUUUCCAUCGUCCAAUCGAUUCCGUCGGAAAUUCUGCCUCUAAAGUACCGUGCAUUGGCGAACGGUUUUGCGUUCCUUGGGGGUGCCGUCGGAGGUCUGGUUGGAGGAUUGGGUGCAGGCGCAGUGACCAACGCGAAUCCGACAGGCUGGCGAAACAUCUUCUGGAUAAUGGCUGGUCUACAUGGAGCUACAGCUGUGGGGUUUUUGGCAUUCUACUGGCCAAAGAAACGCACCGAGUAUUCUCGCAUGAGCUUCAAGGAGUAUGUCUGGGCUUGCGAUCCCAUCGGCAGUGUCCUGUUUAUUGCAGGUGCAACGCUUAUGCUCCUGGCACUCAACUGGGCAGGAGGAGCUUACCACUGGAGUGAUCCACACGUGUGCGCUAAUCUCGUUGUCGGAUUCGUCUUAGUCCUCGCAUUCUGCAUCUACGAAUGGAAAGGCCGAACGGACGGCAUGGUCGCCCAUGUAUUCUUUAGCAAUGGUCCCAAUUUCUGGCUGGCAACGUUUGCUUUCGCAGUAGAGGGGUGGAUCUUCUACUCUGCAGUGAACUCGGUCACUCCACAAAUAAUCCUAAACUUGGGCUUCGAGAGCAACAGCUGGGACAUUGCUGUUCGACAAAUGUCCUAUCAGAUCCCAUCUCUAACAUUCUCUCUUGUUGUGACCUGGUGGGCAACGCAAUUUAAGGAUCUAAAAUCCCCUCUGGUUCUUACGUACGUUAUCUUCCUUGUCACUACAAUAUGCUAUGCGAACAUUCGACCGUCAUGGAAUACUCCACAGCUCGUCUUCGCAGUCCUCGCUGGUAUUGGCACAUCAGGUCCUCUCACUCUGCUGGUUGCCUGCAUCCAAUUUACCGCACCCCAUGCCUAUCUCUCCACUGCCACAGGCCUUGCCUUCUCCGCACGCGCCAUUGGAGGUGCUUUUGGGUCCGCGGUGAUCAACGCUAUAGUCAAUGGGCGCCUUAACUCCCACUAUGCAUCUGACGUUGGUUCUGCCGCCAUUGCUGCCGGUCUUCCUUCAUCUUCAGUCCCGGCCUUGCUUGAAGCCAUGGAGGCUGGCACUGGGCAGGUCCCAGGGUCAAACGCGAACAUCAUGAUGGCUGCGUUGGAGGCGAGCCAUUGGUCGUAUGCGAGGGCAUACAGGCUGGGAUGGUGGAGUGUGGUGCCUUUCGUGGCGCUGGCAAUCGCGAGUGUGGCAUGCAUGAGCGGUGUGAAGGAUCUGAUGACGGAGCAUGUGGAGGCUACAGUUGAGCGAAAUGUUGUAGAUGAUCACGGCAAGGAGAAGGGCUUGGAAGAGAAGUGA